This is a messenger RNA of Peromyscus californicus insignis, 3433 nucleotides long. It is a transcript of the gene Syt12, whose product is annotated as synaptotagmin 12. Gene Ontology annotation, molecular function: phosphatidylserine binding; calcium-dependent phospholipid binding; SNARE binding. NCBI's taxonomy places the organism in Eukaryota, Metazoa, Chordata, Mammalia, Rodentia, Cricetidae. The coding region runs from base 300 to 1565 and encodes 421 amino acids. The record is from RefSeq and is a predicted model, not a curated record. Gene Ontology annotation, cellular component: membrane. The transcript has 8 exons. Gene Ontology annotation, biological process: regulation of calcium ion-dependent exocytosis; calcium-ion regulated exocytosis; cellular response to calcium ion.
CGGGCGGGCAGGCGGGCGAGCGCGAGGGAGCGCGCGGCGGGCUCCUGGGAGCGUGCCCGGACUGCGGCGCUGCUCCAUUCGGCCGCCGGGCCCCGCGGAGCCCCCGAUCUGUGAGGCGCAGCUCCAGCGCGAGGCGGGUGCCUGCGACACUGCAGGGGUGGCGUAGCGGCUGGCACUCCGGAGCCUGUGCUAGCCAACGGCGGGAGGCCGGCACUGGAGCAGCCGAGCAGAGCCGGAGCCCGGAGUCGGACCCGCGGCCCCAGAGAGGAACCCGGGUCCCUGUCACUUCAGGGAACACCAUGGCCGUGGACGUGACAGAAUAUCAUCUGAGCGUCAUCAAGAGCCCCCCAGGCUGGGAGGUGGGUGUCUACGCAGCAGGGGCCCUGGCGCUGCUUGGAAUCGCAGCUGUGAGUCUGUGGAAGCUCUGGACAUCAGGGAGCUUCCCCAGCCCCUCCCCGUUCCCCAAUUACGACUACAGGUACCUGCAGCAAAAAUACGGAGAGGCCUACGUGGAGGCUAAGCUGAAGAGAGUCCCUCAGUGGACUGCCCAGCGGACCAACACUCGAGGACCAUCCAGCCGCAAAGGCAGCCUCAGUAUUGAGGACACCUUUGAGAGCAUCAGUGAGCUGGGACCCCUGGAGCUGAUGGGCCGGGAACUGGACCUAGCCCCCUAUGGUACUCUCCGCAAGUCACAGUCGGCUGACUCUCUGAAUUCCAUUUCUUCUGUGAGCAACACCUUUGGGCAGGAUUUCACAUUGGGCCAGGUGGAGGUGAGCAUGGACUACGAUGCGGCCUCCCACACCCUCCACGUGGCAGUGCUGCAAGGCAAGGACCUCCUGGAGCGGGAGGAGGCCACCUUCGAGUCCUGCUUCAUGCGCGUCAGUCUGCUGCCAGAUGAACAGAUUGUUGGCAUCUCCCGGAUCCAGAGGAAUGCCUAUUCCAUCUUCUUCGAUGAGAAGUUCUCUGUCCCCCUGGAUCCCACAGCCCUGGAGGAGAAGAGCCUUCGGUUUUCUGUGUUCGGCAUCGAUGAGGAUGAGCGGAACGUGAGCACCGGUGUGGUGGAACUGAAGCUGUCUGUUCUGGAUCUCCAGCUGCAGCCCUUCAGCGGCUGGCUAUACUUACAGGACCAGAAUAAGGCUGCUGAUGCUGUGGGAGAGAUCCUGCUGUCCCUCAGUUACCUGCCCACGGCUGAGCGUCUGACUGUGGUUGUGGUGAAAGCCAAGAAUCUUAUCUGGACCAAUGACAAGACCACAGCAGACCCCUUCGUCAAAGUGUACCUGCUGCAGGACGGGAGGAAAAUGAGCAAGAAGAAGACAGCUGUGAAGAGGGAUGACCCCAACCCGGUGUUCAACGAAGCCAUGAUCUUCUCGGUACCAGCCAUUGUGCUACAGGACCUGUCUCUCCGAGUGACAGUGGCUGAGAGCAGCAGUGAUGGCCGUGGGGACAACGUGGGGCAUGUCAUCAUUGGGCCAGCAGCCAGUGGCAUGGGCACCACACACUGGAACCAGAUGCUGGCCACGCUGCGCAGGCCUGUGUCCAUGUGGCACCCAGUCCGGCGAAACUAGCAGCCAGGGCAGGCCAGAUGGGCAGCAGAGCCACCAGAACCUGGCACCAUCUCAGUUCUAUCCAGUGAUGCCCUCUCCAUAGUCAGCUGGAGUAUGAACACCAGGGCUGCCCCACCUCCCACGGGGUCCUCAUCAGCCAUCUUGGAUCCUCUGUUCAGACUGUCAUGGAAGAAUGGGUGUGACUAUUCACCUGGGGACCUCGGGUAAUUUCCCCACUAAGGACUACCUGGAGCUGUCUGGGGACCCAGCAGACUGACCAACUCUGUACCAGAGAGCCUAACGAAGUAUGUCCCUUAGUCUACAGAGGUACAUGGGCUUCAGAGCUGGCCAACCACCCUUCUGCAAUUCUCGUAGAGGUCAGCUGUUAAUAAGUCUUGAGGGGCUAGUCCCUGUACUGACAGGGCUAACAUUAACAAGACAUAGCACCCAGGGUACCAUGCCAGGAAGUCAAGAUGGCCCUCUCCCAUCCUGGUUGUUCAGCUCAGUGCUGAUCAAGUAACCACCCAGCCAGAUGGACUUGGGAAAGAGCCUGGAGUCUGGGGAAACAGGGAGGCUGUCUCAGACAAGGAAGUAGCGGCACUUUGAGGGUUAGGGAAUCAACAGCGUCCAGAUUUAUCCAGGAGGGUAGUGGGGGUUGUGGUAAAUAGUCAGACAAUAGAAGGGACCUGAACUAGCCCAUCCCAAACACAGCCUCUGCCCACUGCAGUGGGGACAAGAAAAGGCCAGGAGACCAGGCUCAGCAGAAGCCUGAGGGCCACCUGAAGGCUCCCCUGACCCUCCCUGAGAGAACCAGAAGUCCCCAGGGGCCCAGAGCCAGGCUCUUGUGCUGAAUCCAGUGCAAAUCAGCACGGACCCACCAGUGUUGGUGGAUGUCCCUCCAGGCCAGGCCUCUCUUGGAAGGAAGCUCUCUGGCAGGCCUCAAUUCAACCCUAGGAAUACUGGGCGUCUUAGGUCAAGUUCCCUAACACUGAGACUUCAGGGAUAUUUAGCCUUAGUCUGGAGCUAGUAGAAACUCUGGGGAAAUGGUGUUCAGAAACCAAGGGUCGGGUUGUACUUCACCGCCAGAAUCAUUCAUUGACUCCCACCUGGUCAGAGUUAGAGGGGUUAUCACAUCUCUCCAGGUGUCAUAAAUGUCAUUUGAUAAUGGCAGUCCCAGAAAAGUGGUGGCUUUGGGCUUCUUCUCUCUGACACCUGCAGAUUUAAAAGGAGAGUGGCCAUGGGGAGUAACAAGAAGAGGGCUCUGCAGGCGGAUCUCUGUGAGUUCGAGGCCAGCCUGGUCUACAGAGCAAGAUUCAGGACAGGCACCAAAACUACACAGAGAAAGCCUGUCUCAAAAAAGAAGAAGAAGAAGAAGAAGAAGAAGAAGAAGAAGAAGAAGAAGAAGAAGAAGAAGCAGAGGUCUCCAGUGGCUGCCUCUGGUCCUUGGCCCUAACGAAUCAUGGAUACUCAGAUCCAGUCAGGAACCACGGAGACCCAGGUCUAAUCACUUGCCAUCAAUGACAAAGGGAAGGGUGGCUAGAACCGGGACACAGGUCAAUAGGACUGGAGGCAGGCACCUGCCACAACCAGACCCUACUGGAGCCAGGCUUCUCAGCCUGUGGCUAAGGUUAAGAGGUGAAUACUGGACGAGGGAUACUGGUGGCUGGGCCAGGCCUUGUCAUCUGGAAGCCCCGGACUCCUUCUAAUCCAGUGGCUUUGCAGGGCAGACCACAGCCCCCAACCUCCCCCCUUGUUCCUCCCUCUAUACUGCAUGAAACGUUGACAGUGUGCCCAGAUGGCUGGGGUGCCGACCAAGAAUGCUGACUGGAAUGAUUCUUGAACCAAAAUAAAGCUGGAGCAGGAAGGGGGCUUGCAGGGAGCCCUGCUCA